Messenger RNA from Lytechinus pictus (painted urchin), 4707 nucleotides. RefSeq lists its product as uncharacterized. The transcript is spliced from 21 exons. Gene Ontology annotation, molecular function: netrin receptor activity. Gene Ontology annotation, cellular component: membrane. Gene Ontology annotation, biological process: netrin-activated signaling pathway. The record is from RefSeq and is a predicted model, not a curated record. The coding region runs from base 270 to 2396 and encodes 708 amino acids. NCBI's taxonomy places the organism in Eukaryota, Metazoa, Echinodermata, Echinoidea, Temnopleuroida, Toxopneustidae.
UUUUUUUUCUAAUAAUACAGACGCCGCUUGCAUCGUAUUUGGAAUCGGACGAUAAAGGCCGUAAACGCCACCUAUAGUCUUUUCAAAUUGCAGCUCUGAGUGGAUUUACAACUUUCAGCAUAAUAAAUUCAAAUUUUUGGAUAAGAAUGGAAUCGCUUAGAUUUUGAAGCACGGAAGUAUGAUAAAUCGUUGACGUGAAUGCACGCUAGAAUGCAUCGAGCUUCUAGAGCAGAUAUCACAACCGAUGGAACAUAUGCAACUUUCAAACAAUGGCACGGGUGUCCCAAUUACCAGCUGCUUUUCAGAUUUCAGGAGCUGUUUUUCUAAUAAUAUUUGGCAUCGUUGCCAUCGUAUUAUCAUGCAAAUGGUCAUAUUUCGCUGCUCCAAUUAUCGUUGGUAUAUUGAUACUUGGUCCAACAGGGAUCAUUGGAAUAUGUUUUUCCAGAAGAGGAAUUGCUCUUUCGCCUACCAGGCAUAGGUCCUACAGGGUAUUAUCUUGUAUAUCGAGUCUUAUUUCGUUGGCAUUAGUUGCUUUCUAUUGCUCCGUGGCUGCUUUGGAAGAUGCCUCACAAUGCACACCGGGUUUGAUGAGUUCGUCAUUUUCUUGCGAACAGUUGGAAACGAGACGGGCCAUUGACGGGGUGGUCGCCGCGGUUGCAUGCCUCGAGUUCAUCGUCUGCAUCCAAAUAGGUUUGGAAGUACAAUGGUGUACGUGCUUGGGUCGAAGGGCGACGGCAACAAAGACUUUGUCUCCGCAGAAUCUUGAUGGAGGUAAUUUUUCAUUGCCCGAAACUGCGUCAGAGAAAAAACCAAAAGGUGCCGAUAAUACAGGCUAUGAAGGCGGGGAUAAUGAGAAUACAAUCAUACGCCGUAAAAAAUUGGUUGGUGGUGACAUGAGGGGGAUUAGGAGAACAACUAAGUACCCUGCAAGUACAAAUGAUUUACUAGACACCAGAAUGUUUAAGUCCACAGGGCCUACACAAGACUUAGAAGAGCUUUGUGGGCCACCCUCUGUCCCAAGGAAUAUUUCAGAAGGGUUGGACGAAUUAGGAGCAGGAGCAAGCGGAGGAGUUAGAAUGCCUGACUCUGAACUCUUCCUUCCACACAGUCGUCUUGAGAAAUUAGCCGUUCAUGAUCAAUUUUUGGAUGAUAUGGAAGAAGACCCAGAUGAUGACGAUCCAGACAUGUCUAGUCAGAUGAUCCAUCCAUCUAGAGGAGGUACAAUCAUGCUACCUGCCCAUGGUAUUAGUCUCUUUAUCCCAGUCUGGGCUUUACGAAAGGAAUGCAGAAUCACGAUGAAGGUUCUACCACAGCCAUCAAGUCCCCUUAUCACAGAGGAUGAGGCAUUUGUGUCACCGGGUGUGAUCUUCGAGCCAUCGGGGACCAUUUUUGAUACCCCAUUGAGGUUGGUGGUUCCCCAUUGCGCAAUAUUAACAGAUCCCUCCAUGGCCAUGGUCAACAUGCACGUCACACAGGGCGAUAAAGUCACCAAGGAAGAGCUAUCACCAACUGGGAUGCCUCGGUGCGUUGUCAGGCAGGACAUGAUUGAAGUGUACAUCAACCACUUCUCAAUCUGUGAAAUGUUCGUGGUAAUUUCGGACUAUUUCCUGGGAAAGCGUGUCGCAUCGACGCCCUACCUUCCCAAAUCACUCAGCCGUCUACAACCGCAAUGCUGCCACCUACGUUUGUACAAUGACACCCCAGGCCUUGAAGACAUAAUUGGUACUGAAGAAGAAAAGCUUGGUUACGUCAAAAUGGCACCGACCAAGAAAAUAUUCGUCCUUUGGGAGAAGGGAGAACUCAAGAUCAAAUGUGACGUAAACAGUGGCCACGUGACUGAAAGUGAAAAGGCUGUGUCACUAGACGAAAUCUACAGACUGGAUAGAAAUGUUCUCAAUUUCUUAGUGAAAGCGAGCGGUAACUCUGAUGUUUUUUUUACUUUCCAAUUCCGGCCGCAUUGUGACGAUGGUCAUGCCUUCAGUGCUAAAUUCGGUGACAUAACUGACGCACCAAAAGGUUCUCUCUCUGCACCUGAACCAGAUGGUGCAACGUCUUCGGGGAGCCCAAAUGGGGCACAAACCAAAUCAGAGUCAUCAUCAGCCUCCUCAAAAAGGCUGGAUGACAAGGUUCUCUACGAUCUAGCCAACGAAAUCGAAAACGAUGACCAUCUUGAUAGGCUGAUGCAAGCUCUGAAAGUCCCCUCUGGGGCGCAGCAACGGUGUCACGAUCUCAACAGGCUGGAAGGCCAGGUUACCGCCAGAGGAACCCACAGAAUACUAAUGGACUGGAGAGCCGAAACGGCAGUUGCAGAACAACACGACAGGCUGAAGGGAGCCCUCACCGAUGCCAAGUUAUUGGAUCUAAGGGAUAGAUUCUUCUCCCUUGAAAUCACCUGAAAAUUGAAAACACUACUAGUAUAUGGUCAGAGAAAUGACCACUACAAAUUUAUAAAUGUGUAUCAUAUUUUUAUGAAAUUGUAUUGACCGGAAAAAACACUGGCAAAUUUGAAUGUAAAUUGUAUAGACUGGAUUAAGCCAGUCAUUUUGUUUUCUGGUUUCUUGUUUUGUAUCAUUUUGCUUUGUCUACUUUUUUGUAUAUUUCAAAAGUUAACAGAGCAGAAAUGGAAAUAGAAAUAUAAAGUGAUCAUUUUACUGCGCUGUUAUAGGCCUAUGUAUUUAGGUUUUAUUACUCAAUUUGAUAUUUAUUUUUGUAUUCCUCUAGUCGGAGAAAGAUAUUAUACAUAAAGUGAUCAUUUUACUGCGCUGUUAUAGGCCUAUGUAUUUAGGUUUUAUUACUCAAUUUGAUAUUUAUUUUUGUAUUCCUCCAGUCGGAGAAAGAUAUUAUACACCCCCCCCCCUCUCUCUCUCUCUCUCUCUCUUUGACACACACACACAGACUUAUUCGCGCAAUGUGUAUUUUAAAUGAAUAUUAUUUAUAUUGUAAAUAACGGGGAUCCAUUUUCAUUUGUGUGUCGUUGAAUAAAUACUGUUAACAUUUUACGCAAUGCAGGCGCGGAUCCAGAGUUGAAAUUUUACGGGGUGCUUCAGGAUCCAGGAUUUUUUUAAAAAGGGGUGGCACAUUUUACAUGUUUAUGGGCGAAAAUCUCAGGGGGACAGGGGGGGGGGGAGACGCGUCCCCCUACCCAAAUGGUAGGGGGCACAAUUUCAAAUGUCCCCUACUAUGUUUGGUAUUUUAUGAUGGAAAAAUAUACAUCAUUCAAAAUCGAAAUAAAACAUGUAAUUAGGACGAGAUGACCUUGCUUGUCAAAUUUAUUUUUGUCAAAAUGACCUUUAAAAAAUUUGGGGAUGAUAACCUUUUUUCUUUUUCUUUUUUUUUUGCUUAUCAAAUUUCCAAGGGGUAACCCGUUGAGAAAUUGACAAGGUUGUCACCUAAUUAUAAGGUCAUUGAUUCGUCCGCCCCCCCCCCCCACCGCCCUAGAUCUGAGCCUGCAAUGUGUGAAUAUCCAUCUUUCCCUGAAACAUGUUUAUAAUUAUGAAUGCCUAUUUCACGCAGUACUGGAUUUCGGAAUUAUCAAUUUUAGAAAUUAUAUAAGCACAUGCAGAACCCGGCACCUACUUAUUAAAACUCGUUAAAAAUGCCUGGGGUUGCUUUUAUUUAUAUGUAUUUAUGCAUCGUAUAUUUCUGUGCAAUUCGUAGAUAUAUCAAUAUUUGAGUUAUAUAUUAAAACAAGAACAACAGGUCGGUGAGCACUUUUCUCAUACAAACUUUCUCGUACAAAAAAAGCUAUUUAAAAAGUGCAUUGAAAAUGUAGUGAUGAAAUAUAUAUGAAAUAUUCGGGUACGUGGAUAGAAGAUUUCAAAUGUAAAUAGUCGGUAUUCCAUAGAAGAAAGGUGAAUGGCUUACUAUUGUAAAACUAUCAUACUGAGUUCUUUGUUACGCCUAUAAUGAACGUACAUGCAUGCAUCAAAUAAUAUGAAAUGAAUUAGGCAAUUGAUAUCGUUAUUGUUUAUGGAUCAUGCACAACGCUGAUGUAUUACACUGUAUGAAAGUUGUUAAGAAUUUUGAGCACGUUGUUUAAGCCCUUCAAUCUAACGACUAUUGUUUAAACUUUUUAAGCAACUGUUUAAACUUUUUUAAACAACUGUUUAAACUUUUUAAACAAGUUGUUUAAAAGAUCAAACAAUUACACAAAGUUUAAACAACUUGUUAAAGUGACAGGCUUAAACAACGUUAUUUUUUAAUUUUUUUACGGUUUAAUGAAUACAGAUUGUACUGUACGGUGACUUACUGACGUUACGGAAAUCUCAAACUUUGAGAGGCAUAACUAAAAUUUGUAAUGAAUGCCGUUAAAACAGGAGUGUGCCCCCCCCUUAAAAAGUAAAGACAUUUUUUUUGCUUGUCAAGUUUUUCAUGGACAAAAUUUUUGGUUAAAACCCUUCGUUGGUUUGUUUUAUGGGCUUGUCAAAUUUUCAUCGAGAAAAUGCCCCCCCCCCUUUUCGGAAAUCCUAGAUCCGCCCCUGGUUACACCAUAUAGCAACACCCCGCCCCCUUCAUCCUCCACGUUCGAAAAAGAAAUAUGUACAAAACCAUCGAACUACUCACCCUAUAUGUACUUUUGAUAAUUUUAUUAUUUUCAUUAUAUUUUCUUUGCUUUUUCUUUCUUUUUUGUCAUAAGUAAUUAUAUGCGAUCCGUUUUCUUUGUAAUCAUGGAAAUGAAUAAAGAAAGUAGGGGGCCUACUCGUCCGA